AUGCCCAACAUUGCUGCGCCAUUGAACGACCCUCCAGAUACUUCGACACAUAUAUAUGAGAUGCUCACAACUCCAAUAUUCGACUUUUAUUUCCGGCUUCAGAUGAUAUCUGGUGAAAUUGCGCAAAUGACCCAUUACCACCGCUCACGCACCACUGGCGUGGACCAAAAAGAUGUCGUCGAACAAAUGUCACACGUCAGUGCUCGACUGCACACUCUUUGGGGCAAUCGUUGUGCCACCCAGCGCCAAACCCCCGAGGACCUGCGUGCUCACCUUGCACCAAAGGUUGCUGACCCUAUCAUUGCACUGGUCGGAAUGGCCAAUGCGGCGUACCAUGCGGAGUUUAUCGAAAUCGGUCGCGUCUUAGGAGAUCCCAUUUCCAAAUCUGCAGAGUCCAGACAAGCGAUGCACCAUCUACGAGAAAUCGUUGACGGAGAUUGGAAUGCUCAGGAGGGAGGCGUUUUGAAGACGGGCUAUCUCCGUCCAUUGUUCUUAUACGCCAUUGAAUGCAUGGACAAAGAGGAGAAUCAGUGGGCUGUGGAACGGCUAGAGAAGAUCAAGAAUCCCAUCUGCCGGAGCGACUUUUUCGCUGCGUUUGGCAGAGAGCUGUCAGAGGCACAGCUGAGAAAGGAGAGGAGGGUUACGUCCAAGUUUUUCUGUAUGUGGUAUUUUGGGGUGCCACCUCCGUUUCUGUGA
Trichoderma breve is the source of this 696-nucleotide messenger RNA. RefSeq lists its product as uncharacterized. NCBI's taxonomy places the organism in Eukaryota, Fungi, Ascomycota, Sordariomycetes, Hypocreales, Hypocreaceae. The record is from RefSeq and is a predicted model, not a curated record. Bases 1 to 696 code for a protein of 231 amino acids. The transcript has a single exon.